Molecule: messenger RNA, 849 nt
Organism: Myotis davidii
Lineage: Eukaryota; Metazoa; Chordata; Mammalia; Chiroptera; Vespertilionidae
Gene: ENHO
Product: energy homeostasis associated
Exons: 2
Coding region: 198-428 (76 amino acids)
Biological process (GO): positive regulation of Notch signaling pathway
Cellular component (GO): plasma membrane
Source: RefSeq, a predicted model, not a curated record
GGGCGCGCACCGGGCUCCGCUCAGGCUCGGGUCUGUAGGUGGACAUCUCUGCUGCCCAGGAGUCACUGAGCGUGUGGACAGGACAGCCUCCCCAGAAGACCGGCUCUACCAGAGUCCCGCCUCGGCAUGGGCCUUGCCAUUGAGUCAGCCCCGCUUCUGGCUCCGCUGUCUGUGCUGGUCUGAGGGAGCUGCCCAUCAUGGGGGCAGCCAUAUCCCAAGGCGCCCUCAUCGCCAUCGUCUGCAACGGCCUGGUAGGCUUCUUGCUACUGCUCCUCUGGGUCAUUCUCUGCUGGGCCUGCCACUCCCGCUCUGCCGACAUCGACUCGCUCUCUGAAUCCAGUCCCAACUCCAGCCCUGGUCCCUGCCCCGAGAAGGCACCCCCGCCCCAGAAACCCAGCCAUGAAGGCAGCUACCUACUGCAGCCCUGAAGGCCCCUGGCCUCGCCUGGAGUCUGGGACCUAAUCCACCUCACCCAGAGCCUGGAAUCAGGAUCCCAGGAUCCAGCCAGCCUGGGGUCCAGAACUCAGAGUCCAGCCUGUCUGGAGCUGGACCUAGCAACCCAGAGUCUAGCCAGCCUGGCUCUAAGAGGGGCUCUGGUGGCCGUGGGUAAACAGGCCCAGGGUGGGGGUUCAUGAGUUGGUGCUAGGGCCUGGGCCAUCUGGACUCUGCUCCAUCUCAAGGGCCAGGGGCUGGGUCCACUCUCCCCUUAGGCCUAGCGCCUCUAGGCCCUCUCGGUUGGGAAAGCAAACUGGAAUCCUUGGCAAUAAUGGGAGGGCGUCCAGGCUGGGCCCCUCCUCUGGUCCUCCCACUGUUUGCUGGAUAAUAAACGGAACCAUGGUUCUACCCUGA